Dama dama (fallow deer) is the source of this 1012-nucleotide messenger RNA. RefSeq names its product DiGeorge syndrome critical region gene 6 like (gene DGCR6L). The transcript has 5 exons. The record is from RefSeq and is a predicted model, not a curated record. Lineage: Eukaryota; Metazoa; Chordata; Mammalia; Artiodactyla; Cervidae. Bases 56 to 652 code for a protein of 198 amino acids.
UGCUCUGACGUGACAGGAGCGCGACGCUUGCGCGGCGGCCGGCGGCGCGGGCGCUAUGGAGCGCUGUUCUGGCUCCUUGGAGGAGGCGGCGGACGGGGCCCGGCAGCAGGAGCGGCACUACCAGUUGCUAUCGGCGCUGCAGGGCCUGGUCAAGGAGCUGCCCAGCUCCUUCCAGCAGCGCCUGUCCUACACCACGCUCAGCGACCUGGCCCUGGCGCUGCUCGACGGCACCGUGUUCGAGAUCGUGCAGGGGCUGCUGGAGAUCCAGCACCUCACCGAGAAGAGCCUGUACAACCAGCGCCUACGGCUGCAGAACGAGCACCGAGUGCUCAGGCAGGCGCUGCGACAGAAGCAUCAGGAAGCCCAGCAGGCCUGCCGGCCCCACAACCUGCCUGUGCUCCAGGCGGCCCAGCAGCGUGAGCUCGAGGCAGUGGAACACCGGAUCCGUGAGGAGCAGCGGGCCAUGGACCAGAAGAUCGUGCUGGAGCUGGACCGGAAGGUGGCAGACCAGCAGAGCACACUGGAGAAGGCAGGGGUAGCCGGCUUCUACGUGACCACCAACCCACAGGAGCUCACCCUGCAGAUGAACCUCCUGGAGCUCAUCCGGAAGCUGCAGCAGAGGGGCCGCCAGGCAGGGAAAGCAGCCCUGUGAGCCUGGCCGCCCGCAACCACUACCCGUCCCAGCUGGGAGUACCACCCCGCCCCGCAGUGACCACAGGCAGCAGAUAACCCCAUGGCACUGGUCUUCCUGAAGCCUGGCCACCACCCUCCCAGCAGCCUGCAGGAGGGGCACCCUGUGAGGAGAACCCAGGUGGACCACGCUGCCCCUGCCCCCCACCCUCACCCCAGCUGGUGAGGGCGGGCAGGCAAAGGGCACAGCACGCCCAGCUAUCUGGCUGCCUAGCCUGGCCUCCCUCUCGGCCCCUCCCUUGGUAGGUGCAGCCCGAGAGGGACAGGUUUCCAAACUGUGUGUGACCCCGAGAAAUAAAGCUGCCUCAGCAUGGCCUGCACA